Messenger RNA from Daldinia decipiens, 936 nucleotides. RefSeq lists its product as uncharacterized. Bases 1 to 936 code for a protein of 311 amino acids. The transcript has a single exon. The record is from RefSeq and is a predicted model, not a curated record. NCBI's taxonomy places the organism in Eukaryota, Fungi, Ascomycota, Sordariomycetes, Xylariales, Hypoxylaceae.
AUGCAUUACUUCAACGUUACCAACACUGCCAAAUUCCUGUCUUGCACUUCGACUGCAUUGACCCCCGUCCUAACUCCAGUCACCAAGACCACUCUGUCCCCUGUGACCCAAACCCGCUACACGACUGUCUACGAGACUGUCAUGCCGGCAGCUUGCGAAACAGGCCAGUGGAUGGCUACUUAUACAGUCACCGAGACUUGCACUGGCAAGCCUAGCGACUAUGUUCCUUCGGUUAUCCCUCCGGGAUUCGUCGUAACUACUGUGUCUUGCCCCGUCUGCCACCCUGCUACGGCCAUCGAGAUCACUUGCCCGGGUGUUCAGCCCACUGGGUAUCCCACCGUCGGCAUUACUGGAAACGGUGUUACUGCUACCAUCACCGCUACGCCGGCUGGUUACCCUGUGGGUAACUCGGGUCCUUACCCAACCAAAGUUCCCUCUCGUCCUAUCCCUGCUCAUCCCAUACCCGCUGGCCCUGGAUCAUGCUCUGGUCCUGGGCCUUGCCCUGGCACCGGUCCCAAGCCGACCCCAGUCCCAUGUGCUGGCCCCGAAUGCCCAGACUUCAACCCCAUGCCAUGCUCCGGACCCGGGUGUCCUCACCCAGGCUCAGAAUAUACUCCUAGCGGUAACCCCAGCUCUCCUCCAUGCCACGGUCCCGAAUGCCCAAGCACUGGCUCCGGCCCCGUUCUUUGCUCUGGCCCUGGAUGCCCUGCUCCGGCAGGCCCAGGCUCCAUGUCAUGUUCUGGCCCCGGCCCGUGCCCCGGCACUGGUCCCAAGCCAGUCCCUGUUCCUUGUGCCGGCCCCAGCUGCCCCGGCUCAGGUAACAACGGCACCACUAGCACUCCUCCCUACGUCGUCUCCGGCGCAUCGUCGCUCAAGAACGCUUUCGCUGUCGUCACAGGGCUUGUUUUCGUGGCCGGACAUUUCAUCCUCUUGUAA